AUGACUACUAGUAUUCGUUCACUGACUGAUCGCCUUGCUCGCUUUGCACUUUAUGAGUGUACUGCCGAUUUAUCUCACUUGCAUCCUAAAGAACACGCUGCCUUGAAACACUUGGUCAAGGCAGGCAGGUAUAUUGAUCAACUCUACAUGAGACAGGCAUGGUCAGGCAAUGAAGCACUUCGCGAGAAGUUACAAAAGGAAGGUAAUAAGGACUUGUGCACCUUGUUUGAAAUGUAUAAAGGACCUUGGGCACGUGAAGACGACAAUGCUGUAUUUGUAGACGGUGCUCCUAAACGUCCUGAAGGUGGAAAUUUCUAUCCUGAAGACAUGUCAAAGGAGGAAUUCGAGAGCUGGGUAGCUACUUUGCCAGAAGAAGAACAGAAGCGAGCCAAGAGUUAUUAUACCGUCAUCAGACGCGACGACAAGGGGCAGCUCAAGUCAGUGCCUUAUUCAGAAGCCUUCUCUGAUCUCUUAAAGCCUGCAGCGGCUCAUAUUCGCGAUGCUGCUGAGGAAUUAAAGGAUGUGUACGAAAAGGGACAUGAAGGAACUAAUAUUUAUGAAUUUUUAACUUCUCGUGCCAAGGCAUUUGAAACCAACGACUAUAUGGAUUCUGAACUUGAUUGGCUCCGGCUUGGCAAAUUCAAUAAUCUCGAAAUCACGCUUGGCCCUUAUGAACAGUACACAGAUGGUCUCUUUACAUUCAAGAGUGCUUAUGAAUUCUAUAUUCAUGUUCGUGACGCUCAUUCAUCUCGUUUACUCGAAAAGUUCUCCGACCUUCAGUUUGUUGAAGAUCGUUUGCCUAUUCCUGAAAAGUAUCGCAAUAAGGACCUGGUCGUUGCCCCUAUCGUCGUCGUCAAUCAACUCUUUUCUGCUGGUGAUGUCGCUGUUCCCAUGACUGCUGCAUACAAUCUUCCAAACGAUGAAGAAGUCAUCAAGAGAGGAGGAUCUAAACUGGUGUUGAUCAAGAAUGUUCAAGAAGGAAAAUUCGAACAUGUCCUCAAGCCCAUUGCGGGUCAGAUCCUGGCCAAAGACCAACUUCAAUACUUGAGCAAAGAUGCAUUCACUACACACGUUUUGCUUCAUGAAGUAUGUCAUAGCAAUGGUCCUCAUCAUACCCUCGAUGGACACACCAUCCGUUCAAAGCUACAAGAACAUCACUCUGCCUUUGAAGAAGCCAAGGCUGAUAUUGCUGCUCUUUUUGCAGCUGAUAUCAUGGUCGAUUGUGGCACCAUUGACAAUGUCACCCAAGAGCAAUUCUGGGUCACAUUCUUAGCUUCAGCCUUCCGAUCGAUUCGAUUUGGUAUUCAAGAAGCGCAUGGAUUAGGUCAAGCCAUGCAACUGAACUACCUAGUAGAAAAGGGAGGCUUUAUUUAUGAUGAUCAAGAUAAAGUGUUCCGUGUUGACUUUGAAAAGAUUCGUUCAGCUGUCUCUGAUUUGACACACGAUAUCUUGGUGCUUCAAGGAGAUGGUGAUAAGCAGGCAGUCACCGCCUUUUUGAAAAAGUAUGGUGUAUUGGAUGUAAACACAAAAGAUGCUCUGGAUCGUAUUGAUCAUGCUGGUAUACCUGUUGAUAUUCGUCCUAGUUAUCCUCUUUGUCAAUAA
Rhizopus microsporus ATCC 52813 is the source of this 1602-nucleotide messenger RNA. Its product is annotated as MutT/nudix family protein. The transcript is spliced from 3 exons. Lineage: Eukaryota; Fungi; Mucoromycota; Mucoromycetes; Mucorales; Rhizopodaceae. Gene Ontology annotation, cellular component: cytoplasm. The record is from RefSeq and is a predicted model, not a curated record. The coding region runs from base 1 to 1602 and encodes 533 amino acids. Gene Ontology annotation, molecular function: dipeptidyl-peptidase activity.